AUGAGGAUACCGGGACAGCCUGAGGACACAAGGAGGCGUCUGGAUUUAAAUGCAGCGGGUGAGGUCAGGUGUGUGGAGGUUAUCCGUGGACGGACUGGAUAUGGCUUCACUAUUGCAGGACAGAGGCCGUGUCUGCUGAGUGGCAUCCUGGAAGGAAGCCCUGCUGAUCUGGUAGGACUCAGACAAGAAGAUCGCAUCAUGGCCAUCAAUGGAACUGACGUGUCCACUGCUUCACACGAGGCUGUGGUGCAGUUGAUCGGCACCUGCAACGGACCUUUGCAUUUGGUGGUGCAUACUGUAGGUCGAAUGACGGGAGACCCCAUCCUUUAUGAUGCAAAAUGUGGGUUUGGGCGGAGAAGUGGUGUUUUCCAAAAUGCAGGUGUUCUCAGGACUGUCUCACAUGAUUCAAGCAAACCCUCCUUAAACUCUGCUCAAACUGCCAUCACCAAACAGAGGCCCGUGUCGGAGCCUGAUCUGUCACAGUGGUCACAACAGUGGAGUGUUUUAGCUGAGCAGCCAAAGAAGGAAGCUUCCACUUUGGGGGACACAGACUCUGUUUUUACAGACACAGAAGAGGCUCAUCCAGACUGGGGGAUUUUAAACAUGACCUUGGUUGUGGGCUACCUGAGCUCCACAGAGCUGAUUUUAAACACUACUGAAUCAGAGGAUGACUGUUUCAAAGCCAUUAGGGAGACAAUACGACAGUUGGGUACGGAGCAGAAUACCCAUACUCUAGUCAUGAUGAAGAUCAUGUUUAAUUGCAUACGACUUUGUGAUGAUGUAGGAGCUGUUUUGGCAGCAUUUCCUGCUGAGAACCUUGUCUUAGGGGCUGUGUGUGCUGAAGACCCUCGUUUUUUUUGCCUGGUCACCACAGCACAUAUUAUCAAUGGCCGUGUACCAGACAAUGGUCCACUGCGAGCCUCCUGUCAUGUAUUUUUUAUGGACCCAGAGCUAGGAAACCAUGAGAACCAUGUAGGAAUUGCUGGUCGUUUUGGCUUUGUUUGCUCUCCGGAUCCAGAUGCCGCAGGCUGCCUGGAAUUCCCUCAAACUCCACUAGAUGUUCUGCACUUUGUAACAGUCCUGUACAGUGACAUGGGAGAAGCUGUGGAGAGGCUUAGAGUUAAACUAGACACAGAAACUCAGCAGCAAGCCAAAGAGAGCGACAGAACCGUCAAACAAGGUAGUGCCAGCAGCAAUGGCGACAGUGGGAUUGGAAAUGCUUCUCCGCUUGAGGAGAGAGCAGACAGGGAUUUCCCUUCUGCAAUCCGAAACCAUGCUGGGGCCCACCUCCCCAGCUGUCCAUGGGAUUAUCCUCUGCCUGUUGACCUCACCCCAAUAAACCUCCCCAAGAAUGGCCAAAAACCUAAUCUGGAAAACAGUGCCUCUACACAUUCUCUUUCAGAGUCACUACCUGGCCCAGAUUCUUUAACCAGGUUUUAUGGCGGUCCCCCACCCAGGCUAGAGUUCCAGUUUAAGCCCCCACCAUCUCCUCUGCCUUUGAGUAGAAAAAAAAACUUAUUUGGAGAUCCUCUCCGAGGUAGCCAAAAGUGGUUCUCAAAGCCAAAGUGGCCUAAAGUCCAAAGCAGUGAUCCUGAACCUCCAGAAGCGUCCACCAACUGGUCCUUCAAUGCUAACCGUAGCGCCAGCACAAAUAACCUGCCUCCUCCGAUGAGCCAGAUACCUUCAGACAGGUACCGGUCAGCGGAGGUCCUGAUGCUUCCUCCCAGGGAAGAAUGGACCAAAAGGUUUCUUGAACAGAGGCAGAAACACCGCAAGGAUGGGAGUACUAAACAUGGAUCCAGGUUUUGGGGUGUUGUCCGCUCCUCCAAACCUCGCUCUGCUAAACGUCUCAGCCUUGCACGAUCACUGGAUGACCUUGAGUCUGCUGCUUCCUCUGAUGGCGACUAUAGUGGAAUCCAGCUGCAGGGAUGCUGCAGUCAGAGCAGCCUAAACAGUAAUGGCAGUCUACCGGGAACAGGCAGCCAUCGAGGGGUUCCAGAGCAACGUGUGGCGAGCUGGGCAGCCUGCUUCGAGCGUCUCCUCCAGGAUCCUGUGGGCGUGCGUUACUUCUCGGAAUUUCUUAAGAAAGAAUUCAGUGAGGAGAAUAUCUUGUUCUGGCAGGCCUGUGAAUACUUCAGUCAUGUCCCUGCAACUGAUAAAAAGCAGCUGUCCCAGAGAGCAGGAGAGAUUUACAACAGCUUUCUGUCCAGCAAGGCCACCAUGCCAGUUAACAUUGACAGCCAAGCCCAGCUGGCUGAUGACGUCCUCACCUCCCCAAGGCCUGACAUGUUCAAGACCCAGCAGCUACAGAUCUUCAACUUGAUGAAGUUUGACAGCUAUUCCCGAUUCCUCAAGUCCUCCCUUUACCAGGAGUGUAUGCGCGCUGAGGUGGAUGGUCAGCCCUUGCCGGACCCCUACCAAAUCCCCUGCAGUCCUGCGCCCUCAAAACACAGCGCUAGCUCUGACCGCUCCACCCUCUCCACUCCGAAAAAGGAAGCCAGAAAGCAGCGGUCAGGGAGAUCACUGAACGAGGACAGCAGGGAUGAGAGCGCAGACAAGAAACGUGGCAUCUUCUUCUCGUGGUCCCGCAACAGGAGCUUUGGGAAAGGUCCAAAGAAGAAGGAGAUUGGAGACAUUAACCUCGAUUACUGGGGAAGUAAUGGGAGGAGGGAGUCCCAGGGCUCCUUGUCGUCCGGCACCAGUCUGGAGAUGGCCACUUCCUGCUCUGCUGGCAAGAUUGAGACCGAUAAUCGUCACUCAGUCGGUGUGUGGGAACGUUCACCCAAACAUUGUAGCGUGCUGCUGCCCGACGGUUCCUGUUCUUCUAUCACCCUUCGGCCCAGUGCCUCCAUUAGAGAAGUUCUCCAUGAUCUCUGUCACAGCAUUAGUGUCAACAUCGCUGCCGUCGACCUUUUUCUGGUGGGAGGAGAAAAGCCUUUAGUGUUGGACCAAGACUGCAUGACGCUCAGCUCACGAGACCUGAGACUGGAGAAGCGUACCCUGUUUAGAUUGGACCUGGUACCCAUUAACCGCUCUGUGGGGCUGAAAGCCAAGCCUACCAAACCAGUCACUGAGGUCCUGCGUCCCGUGGUGGCCAAAUAUGGUCUCCACCUCAGUGAUCUUGUGGCCAAAAUAAGUGGAGAGACUCAGCCUUUGGAUCUGGGUGCCCCCAUAUCGAGUCUGGAUGGCCUACGAGUUGUGUUGGAGCGAUCAGAUCCAUCCUCAGGGAAAGACAAAUCAAAGUCUUCCUCCCUAAAAAACCACCCUCCAACCCGGAGUUUUUCUGCAGCAGGAGAUGAGAGGUCAACACCAAAGGACUUUUCUGUGAGAACAAGUGGACCAGACUCAGCACUCCCAGGGGGAAACAGAAUACAGAAAAAGAUAAAUAUAGAUGAAGCUGAAGAAUUCUUUGAGCUGCUGAGCCGGGCACAGAGCACCCGAGCCAAUGACCAGCGUGGACUCCUCAACAAAGAAGAUCUGGUGCUUCCGGACUUCCUUCGCCUGACGUCCCCCACUUCCUCCUGCUCUGUCUCCUCUGAUCUCGCCUCCACCCCUGACUCUCUGAAACAGGGCCGAGAGAACGGCAUGUCCUCACGGGGUCCCUUCAUCUCCAGCCUACGUUCGGAGAGCCUGGACUCCUCGCUCAGCUCCAGUGCCAAUGGACACUCGGGGGUGAGGCGGUGCCUGCUGCCCCCUCCUCGCCACCCAACUUUUGGCACCCACUUGUCCCCUAUCCCCCGGCCCUCAGACACACGGCCAAGCCUCUGCACUGUGGAGGAGGACGCCCACGCCGACCUGACGCUUGUGGGUGAAGGCGAUAUCAGCAGCCCCAACAGCACUCUGCUGCCUCCUUCACCGUCCCCCAUGCCGUCCUUCGAGAACAGCCUGCCUGAAGCCAAUUUCACUCCACCACCCCCCUGCUCCCGGCCUCAAGGUGGCGAGGAAAAGUCCAGUUCAGGUAUUUCUGAAGUAGCCGAAACAUCCCCCAUCGCCAAACCACCAGCCAACCAAGCCAACGCUGCGCCGAUGAUUCCAGAGGUGAUGGAUGUUGAGGGAGUUCAUCUAGAAGAGGGGAGACUGGAAACGUCCCAGGGAGAGGAGUCCGAGCUGAGCCUGAGUUUCCAGGGCUACGUCGCUGAGCUGCGACAGUGCCAGAGCAAAAUGAGGAACGCCACGAUGCCCCAGAACGGCCACAACCCGCCGGACGGCAAGGACUGCAAGACAGACCUUUACAAGGCCACAAUUGUCUAG
Stegastes partitus (bicolor damselfish) is the source of this 4251-nucleotide messenger RNA. RefSeq names its product regulator of G-protein signaling 12-like. The transcript has 17 exons. The record is from RefSeq and is a predicted model, not a curated record. Gene Ontology annotation, cellular component: cytoplasm; plasma membrane; nucleus. Bases 1 to 4251 code for a protein of 1416 amino acids. Lineage: Eukaryota; Metazoa; Chordata; Actinopteri; Pomacentridae. Gene Ontology annotation, molecular function: protein binding; GTPase activator activity. Gene Ontology annotation, biological process: regulation of G protein-coupled receptor signaling pathway; signal transduction.